AUGUUAAUAGAAAAAGCUAAUCAUGCUCAAACACAAGUACAACUUGUACCAUAUUGUGGAAUGGUCAAUCCUGAACAUAUGAAUCAAAUGAAUUGUGUACCUAUGGUUAUGAUGGAUGAUGAUGAUAAUGAAAAUCUUGAGAUAAGUUAUUUAGAAAAAUUAUUUCUCGAAGAUUUUCUUCGAAAAUCAAAUGAAUUUCGUCAAACCGAACAAAUUGAUUCGUUACCCAUUGAAAUUCGUCUUGGAACAGUUUAUACAUAUCAAAAUCGUCGUCAACAAAAUCAAUAUCCUGAUAGUUUAUAUUGUCAAAAUUUAAGUGUUGAUUCAUUACGUAACGAAGAACGACGUGCUCGUGAUGAUAAACAUUUUUUAAUUACAUUUAAUAAAAAUAAAGGUAUUAAUGAUAUUGAUCAGUUUGAACAUGAAUUAACUUGUACAGGUUUUCGUGAAACACAUAAUCAACAAUUAACAUAUCGUUUAUAUUUAUGUUAUGAAAAAAAACGUUUAAUACUUGAAUUAAAACGUGAAUUAAAUGAUCCAAGAUAUUUUUCUGUUAAACGUCUAUUAAGAUAUUCAACAAAAUUUACACAUAUUGAUGUUGUUAAAUCAAAAUAUACUUCAAAUUUUCCUAAAACAUUUGAUGAUAUAUAUGAUAUACGUACAUCAAUUGGUAAAGCAUUAGAUGAAGAAGAAUUACAUAUCAAUGAUGGUUAUUGUGAUUUUCUUCAUAUAAAAGAUCUUGAAAAUUGUGUGUUUGAAACAAUAUCAUGUAAUGGACAAUUUAUUUACCAUUUUAAUCGACAUUUAGUACCAUAUUUUGAUUUUUUUCAAAUAAAACAAACACGAACAUUUGAUUAUUCAUGUAUGGAUAGUCGAUUUUUUGGUGUAAGAAUUCUUAUUGAACAACAAACAGGUUAUGAUUUAAAUUCAAGUGCUAAAACAACAACACCCUGUUUACAAACAAAUAAUGUUAUUCUCGCUAAAUUACUUUCAAAUACUUUUACGGAAGAAGAAGCAAAACGAAUUUGGACAAUAGGUGCAUGGCUAUCAGAUUUAUCAACAAGAUGUACAAAUCGAUUUUUACCUGCAAAUAAAAUAUCCUGUCGACGACCUGGGCGUACUACAACACAUCGACGUGCCGUCAGAUAA
Adineta steineri is the source of this 1149-nucleotide messenger RNA. The record is from the annotation of a GenBank genome assembly. Lineage: Eukaryota; Metazoa; Rotifera; Eurotatoria; Adinetida; Adinetidae.